Salvia splendens (bonfire salvia) is the source of this 2206-nucleotide messenger RNA. RefSeq names its product coronatine-insensitive protein 1. The transcript is spliced from 3 exons. Gene Ontology annotation, cellular component: SCF ubiquitin ligase complex. Bases 185 to 1984 code for a protein of 599 amino acids. Lineage: Eukaryota; Viridiplantae; Streptophyta; Magnoliopsida; Lamiales; Lamiaceae. Gene Ontology annotation, biological process: SCF-dependent proteasomal ubiquitin-dependent protein catabolic process. The record is from RefSeq and is a predicted model, not a curated record.
CAUUUUCAUCCCCACCAAUACAAUAGAAUCACUCUCCCCCUACCCUCCUUCUCCCUCUCUAUUCAUUUCUCUCUCACCAAUCUCUCAAUCGGAUUCACUAUCUCUUCAUUUCACACCGAAAUAAUACUACGCCUAUUCGUUUAUUGUCUCUAUUCACUGUGUUCAAUAAUUAAUUCCGACAAGUAUGGAUGAGGCCAAAUCGAAGAGACCUAACGGUUUCAGCAGCGGCGCCUACGACACAGUAUGGGAGUGCGUCAUCCCCUACGUGCACGACCCCCGCGACCGCGACGCAGUGUCGCUGGUGUGCAAGCGAUGGUACGACAUCGACGCCAUCACGCGCAGGCACGUCACCAUGGCUCUCUGCUACACCGCCACGCCGCAGCGCCUCUCGCGCCGAUUCCCGCAUCUCGAGUCGCUCAAGCUCAAGGGCAAGCCGCGCGCGGCUAUGUUCAACCUCAUUCCCGAGGACUGGGGCGGAUUCGUCACCCCCUGGGUUCGCGAAAUCAUCACCUCCUUCGGCAGGAUGAAGGUGCUCCACUUCCGCCGGAUGAUUGUCAAGGAUUCAGAUCUCGACCUUCUAGCUACCUCUCACGGGAAGGUUCUGGAUGUUUUGCGCCUCGAUAAGUGCUCCGGUUUCUCUACCGACGGACUUCUGCGUAUAGCCAGAUUCUGCAGGAAUUUGAGAAACUUGCUUUUGGAAGAGAGCUCAAUAAUUGAGAAUGAUGGAGAAUGGCUGAAUGAGCUUGCAAUGAACAAUACAGUUCUUGAAAGUUUGAAUUUCUACAUGACUGAUCUCAUGAAAGUUAGAUCUAGAGACCUUGAACUGAUAGCAAGAAGAUGCCCGAAGUUGGCCUCAAUGAAAAUUAGUGAUUGCGAUGUCUCAGACCUUAUAGGUUUUUUCCGAGCAGCAGCUUCAUUGGAGGAAUUCUGCGGGGGAUCUUUUAGUGAGCCCCCUGGACAGGUUGGUGAAGGUGUUUUUAAUGAGCAACUGGAGAGGUAUGCCAAUGUUGUAUUCCCUCGUCGGUUGUGCCGCUUGGGUCUUACUUACCUGGGGAAAGCAGAAUUGCCAAUUGUAUAUCCUGUUGCUUCCAGACUUAAAAAAUUGGAUCUCCUUUAUGCUCUGCUGGAUACUGAAGGCCAUUAUCAGUUACUGCAGAGAUGCCCUAACCUGGAAAUUCUUGAGACAAGAAACGUCAUCGGAGAUAGAGGACUGGAAAUUCUGGGUGAGUUCUGCAAGAAAAUGAAAAGACUGAGGAUAGAGCGUGGAGCUGAUGAACAAGACAUGGAAGAUGUCGAAGGUGUGGUCUCCCAGAGAGGACUCAUGGCUCUGGCACAAGGAUGUCUCGAGUUGGAGUACUUGGCUGUGUAUGUGUCGGAUAUAACGAAUGCAUCACUGGAGUGCAUGGGAACAUACUCGAAAAACCUAUGUGACUUUCGGUUGGUUUUAUUGGACAGAGAGGAACGAAUUACAGAUCUUCCUCUCGACAAUGGAGUUCGGUCACUAUUAAUGGGGUGCCACAAACUGAGGAGGUUUGCAUUGUAUUUACGGCCUGGUGGGCUGAGCGACGUGGGUCUGAGCUACAUAGGGCAGUACAGCCGCAACGUGAGAUGGAUGCUUCUGGGGUACGUAGGACAGUCGGAUGAAGGUCUGUUGGAGUUCUCAAAGGGGUGCCCGAGCCUGCAGAAGCUGGAGAUGAGAGGCUGUUGCUUCAGCGAGCGUGCACUGGCCAUGGCAGCCCUGCAGCUGGCGUCUCUAAGGUACUUGUGGGUGCAGGGCUAUCGAGCGUCUGCAAAUGGCCGAGACCUGGUGGCAAUGGUGAGGCCGAACUGGAACAUAGAGCUGAUACCAUCGAGACAGGUCGUAGUGCAGGAGACGGAAGGAGGACCGGUAGUGGCAGAUCAUCCGGCGCACAUACUCGCAUAUUGGUCCCUCGCCGGGCCGCGAACAGAUUUCCCCUCAACUGUGAGGCCCCUACCACCUUGAAUCAUACUACUUGCUUGCAUAUACACUUUUGUUUUUUUGUUCAUAAAUCACGCCCACGCCCACGCCCACGCCCACGCCCACUGUUGUGUGAACUUAAUUUAACUAAUAAAUUUUGCCUUGUAGAAGCAACUUCAAUAAUCUGAUUUUCUGUAGCGCAAAAACAGGAUGUUGUAGUAGCUUGUAAAUAUACUUAAUUGUUUGAUUUCUUCUACAUUUUGAUUA